Messenger RNA from Drosophila ananassae, 726 nucleotides. It is a transcript of the gene ND-PDSW, whose product is annotated as NADH dehydrogenase [ubiquinone] 1 beta subcomplex subunit 10. NCBI's taxonomy places the organism in Eukaryota, Metazoa, Arthropoda, Insecta, Diptera, Drosophilidae. The record is from RefSeq and is a predicted model, not a curated record. The coding region runs from base 134 to 613 and encodes 159 amino acids. The transcript has 4 exons.
UAUCGGUCGAAAAUCUAGCGGGAACCUCUAAAAAUUUAGUAAUUUCGCCCAGGUGGCAACGCCAAGUUCUCAUCUUAGUCGCUCUCUGGCUACACUGUUGUUGAUUAGGUUUGAGAAUUAGGAUAACUAGAAAAUGCCGGAGCCGCGCAGUCCCAUGGCCAGCUUCGCCCAGUCGGUGCAGAAUGUCAUCGACGGCCCCAUAACUUGGUUCCGAGAGUCCAUCGUGGAGCCGAACCAGGCCAAGUACAACUGGUACCAUCAGCAAUUCCGCCGUGUACCGACCAUUGAUCAGUGCUACACGGACGAUGCUGUCUGUCGCUUUGAGGCCGACCAGCAGUUCCGCCGGGAUCGCAUGGUGGACAACGAGAUUGUGAACAUUCUGCGCCAGCGCUUCGAGGACUGCACCCUCUACGAGGCUCCCGACCACAUCGUCAAGUGCAAGCCGCUGCUGGAACAAUACGAAAAGGCCACUGAGAACUGGUUCAUCAAGUAUGGCGAUUUGGGAGGAUACGCCAACGCCAAGACCGCCUACAUGAAGCAGAAACAUCGCCUUAUCUGGGAGCGCCGCCACGGACCUGUGGGCAGCGGCAUGAAGGAGGAGGCCGCCCACUAGGUGGUGACCUUAACUCAUGUGUUCCCGUCGAGCCAGCCGGUCGUUUGAGCUGAUGUUUUUAGUUCCAUUAUCCGUUAUGAAAAAUAUACACCCCGAAAUGGUAAAUCCAAAAA